AUGACAGUUGAUGUUCUUCAAUCUCCCAGUCGUUCACCUAGUUCAACUAGGGAUAAAACAAAGGUUCUAACAAGCGGCCUCCACUAUGAAGUGAACGACAUCCCGAAAUGGAACUCAUUGCUGUUGUUCGCGUUACAACAAUCUCUUUUAUGCAUUUCUGGCUUGUUAGUCAUUCCCUUCUUGGUUUCAAACAUUGCUUGUGCAGGAGAUCAGACCAUCGCUUUAAGAGUGAAGUUAAUUGCAGCAACUUUCGUGACAAGUGGAAUAGCAACAAUCAUACAAACAACAUUUGGUUUAAGACUUUGUAUUCUACAUGGUCCUUCAUUUGCAUUUUUACCGCCUCUGAUAGCAUUUGCAGCUCUUCCAGAAAAUGAAUGUAAAGUAGAUUUACAUACAACAGUUCCGGAAGAGAUUUGGAUUUCUAAAAUAACAACAAUUCAAGGAUCAUUAUUAUCAGCUGUGGCCAUAAUGAUAGUCUUGGGUAGCACAGGACUAGUUGGAAUAUUUGCUCGUUAUGUUGGCCCAAUAACUAUUACUCCUCUACUUCUCCUACUUACUAUCGGAACCAUUCCCACAGCUGUUCAGAAAAUCGCCCUUCACUGGAUUUCGGGAGUGGAACUGGCUCUACUAAUAACUAUGACGCUGUUGUUGGAAAAUUUCUAUCUGCCAAUACCUUACUAUUCUAUUAAAGAAAGAAGGAUGAAAAUCACUCGUAUGCGAGUGUUCGGACAGUUUCCAUAUUUGAUUGGUAUAAGUGCUGCAUGGAUUAUAUGUUUCAUUCUCUCGAAAACUGAUCUUGAACCAGUUGAAGGUGAAGCUCGAAUUGACAAGAAUGCUACGUUGUCAGUACUAAGUCAAUCCCCAUGGUUCCAAAUACCUUAUCCCUUUCAGUUUGGAUCGAUGAAGUUUUCCACAGGGCUUUUCCUUGGUUUUCUCGCAUCAACAUUGGCUUGCAUGAUGGAAAGUAUUGGCGACUAUGAAAUGUGCGCAAAAAUAAGCCAUCAAAGGCAUCCACCAGUAUCGAGCAUCAAUCGUGCUAUUAUUUGUGAAGGCGUUGGAGCUGUUCUGGCGGCAAUUAUGGGCGUAGGAACUGGUGUUACGACUUACGCUGAGAAUAUAGCAAUAAUGCAAAUUACAAAGGUUGCUAGUAGAGCAACUAUGCAAGUUGCUGGGAUAAUUUUGAUACUUCUUGGCUGUUUCACAAAAUGCGCUGCAAUUUUAGCAUCAAUCCCAGAUGCUGUCGUAGGUGGAGUGUUGGCUAUGGGAAUGGCAAUGAUUAUGGGUGUGGCCGUAUCAAACUUACAAACCGUGGAUCUUCGAGUAUCUCGGAAUCUAACAGUAAUCGGGGUUGCCUUGUUGUUGGGUUGCGUUAUUCCUGAUUAUAUAGAAGAACAUCCAAUCAAAACAGAUAAUAUGACACUCAAUAAUGUGUUAGGCAUGCUUUUGAAGAUUAAAAUGCUAAUCGGAGGACUAAUAGCAUUUUUCUUAGACAAUGUUGUGCCAGGGGCAACCAAGUACCAGAGAGGGUUUCAAAGUACUGAGGAGGAUAAAACUAAUCUUGAUUCAACGAAUGAUGGCUAUGCCUUGCCAGAAUUCAUUUUAAAAUUAAUUGAGCGCUUUCCUGUUCUGUCCUGUCUUCCAUUUCUGCCAUCACCUCGGAGAUCUUUGAUUGUAUAA
This is a messenger RNA of Auanema sp. JU1783, 1677 nucleotides long. The record is from the annotation of a GenBank genome assembly. NCBI's taxonomy places the organism in Eukaryota, Metazoa, Nematoda, Chromadorea, Rhabditida, Rhabditidae.